Messenger RNA from Rhodamnia argentea, 438 nucleotides. Its product is annotated as ferredoxin C 2, chloroplastic-like. The record is from RefSeq and is a predicted model, not a curated record. Gene Ontology annotation, molecular function: iron-sulfur cluster binding. Bases 39 to 398 code for a protein of 119 amino acids. NCBI's taxonomy places the organism in Eukaryota, Viridiplantae, Streptophyta, Magnoliopsida, Myrtales, Myrtaceae. The transcript has 3 exons.
CCACUCUGCAGCGCACAAGCUCGCUCUCGCUCUCUCCGAUGGACAUUUCAUUAACCUUCACUCCCUCCACCUCGCUCAGCCGCCAUCGCCGCCUCCUUUCUCCCGCCGGGAGCAGCCGCCACCUCGCCGCCGCGAGAUGUCGCCGUGGAAAGACGUUCGGCGAGCUCCAGACGGCGGCCGGGCCCGGCGGCCGGAGCGGGAGCCACGCGGCCUCCGUACCGGUCCACAAGGUCACCGUCCACGAUCGGCAGCGAGGCGUUGUUCACGAGUUUUCGGUCCCUGAGGAUCAGUAUAUACUGCACACGGCUGAGUCUCAGAACGUCUCCCUUCCUUUCGCUUGCAGGCACGGUUGUUGUACUAGCUGUGCCGUUCGAAUAAAAUCAGGACAAAUCAGGUAGCCUGAAGCACUGGAGAUUUCUGCUGAAUUAAAGUCUAAGG